AUGAGAAGUUCGAGGGGAAGGUGGACUCUUACAUUGACGCUGCGGUCAAAUUGGCUACUAUUUACGAAGCCAUGUAUGGAUGACCGGACGAAGUGUCAGACAGUGGUAGAUAAAAUAGUACCUUUUGUGAAGGAGAAAGGAACAGUAGCACAGCAAAAACGUGCCUUGCGAGUUCUUCUUCCGGAAAGUCCAAUAUUUGGAUACCUGGAGGGCCGUAUACCCCAUCCUUCGCAUACCCUCGGAAAACUGAUUCACCUUGUAGAAGAGGAGGAAAAGGUGAAGAUAAACAAGGAGAUUGCGAACCGGAGGUCUCGACUUGGCGCCGUGCUUGGCCAAGUUACGUUAGAGGUUAGGAAGGAGGUUUAUGGCAAUUCUCCGUUGGAAGAUCUAUACCAAGAGCUUAUCAAUUGGUCGGACGAUGAGGAAGUAAGGCGGGAGGCAGAUACCAAGCUGCUACAACAUUGUUAUGAGAAACUCUUAGCCUUUCCAAAAGAGAAGAAACCGAUGCUCAGAAACAAAGUCUGGAAACUGGCCGAUGGGUUGGUGAUCCUUAAGUAUCCGUAUGAGUUAGCGUGGCAUAUUGUUAUCGAGUGGAAGGACUGCGAAAAUAUUGGUGAGCAUGAUGUGAAUGUAUUAAGAGAAUAUCACCGUUCCCACUUCGCUAAAUUUGGGUUGAAAAAACAAAAGAGCUCACGAUCAGCACUUGCUUUCCGCAUCGUGGGUGAAUACUGCACUAUGCUUGAGGAAUAUGAGUCUGUUGUCGACAUUACAAGGCGGGGUAUCAAAUCAAUGGCCGCCGACUACAGCUACACAGGGCUCGCACUUCAGAAAAAUUCAGAUUCUAUGAAAGUAAUUCUGGCAAGGGCCUUGAUUCAUUACCAGUCUCCGAAACAUCACGACGAAGCAAAGGCUUUAUUCGGGGAUGUGCUUCAACGGAAUUCAAAGUAUGGAUCUGCUCUCGUUGGUUUAGGCUUGAUCCUUGAGGAGCAGCAUAAUUAUGUCGAUGCUGCCGAUUUUCUAGGACAAGCCUUGGCUUUAGACCCUGGUGAUUUGAAGAUAAUGUCGGAGGCAGCGUGGUGUGAUGUGCUUAGGGGAAAUUUCUUGGAAGGGUUGAGUAGGUUGAAGGGGUGUUUGGGACAGAUAACUGGUGUUGAUGCUAGAUCACGCGAUUUCAAAGCCCAAGUGCUAUGGAGAAUCGGACAGGCGCUUUGGGGUUCUGAUGAACAGUGUAGAGCCGACCGGAGUGGGCCUUAUCAUUACUUUAGAUCUGCAAUUGAGAGUAAUCAGAACUUUGCACCAGCCUAUACCAGUCUGGGAAUUUACUACCAGGACAUCGAAGGAAAUUCGGGCAGGGCAGACAGAUGUUUUCAGAAGGCAUUUGAGAUCUCAGCUGGAGAAUUGGAGGCAGCCGAGCGUCUUGCUAGAAACUUUGCCGAGAGCCGGGAGUGGGAGUUGGUUGAGAUUGUGGCAAGAAGGGCCGCUGAAGCCGAUAAGAAGAGAUCGGUACCAGGGAAGGGUGUUAGUUGGCCGCAUAGUGCUAUUGGUGUUGUAGAGCUCAACGCCCAGAACUUUUCUUUGGCUAUACCUGCUUUUCGAGCUGCUUUGAGCACUUCACCUAACGACUUUCAUUCGUUGGUGGGCCUAGGAGAGGCAUAUACAUCAGCGGGAAGGUACGUUUCAGCCUUGAAGGUCUUCCUCCGAGCAGAGGCCCUUGAUCCGACAAAUUGGUUCGCCAAGUAUAUGUUGGCCAACGUAAGGCGUGAGAUUGGUGAAUAUGAGGAGGCGUCUAUUGGUUAUCGUGCGGUGCUUGAGUUAAGACCGAAGGAGUUUGGCGUUCUUGUUGCCUUGUCAGAGACCCAAUUGGCCUCUGCAUGGCAUGAUAUUGAGGCCGGAUAUUUCGGACGUGCUGCAGAUAGUGCCGUUGAAAGCUUGGAAGUCGCGCAAAAGAUUUCCGGAGAGAGGCCAGAUGCCUUCAAUCUCUGGAGGAUUGUUGGAGAUUGCUGUUCAGUCUUUAGCUGGAUACAGAGUUUGGUAAACCGCAUGCCUAGGGGUUUGGUUGUGCAGAUACUCAAGACCGAAAUCGACUUGACCGAGUUUGACAUCCUUUCAGAAGUUGAUGGUGUUGGUUCUCAGGCCUUAGGCGAUUCCGAAGUUGAUGGUCUCACCUUGUGUUUGAAUAUGGCAAUACUGGCGUACAAGAGGGCUAUUUAUGCCAGCGCGGAGGAUAGGCAUGCGCAUGCCGUCGCAUGGUUCAACCUAGGCUGUGCAGAAUAUAGAUCCUACGUUAUUUUACCCGAUAAGCCCAUGAGACAUAGGAUGGCGGCCAUUCGGUGCUUUAAGAGGACUAUCAAGCUUGAGCCCGGGAAUCAUGAAUUCUGGAAUGCGCUAGGUGUUGCUACAGGGGAGCUCAAUCCCAAAGUAGCUCAACAUGCUCUUGUGAGGGCAUUAUAUAUUAACGAGAAGAAUGCUAGGGUUUGGGCGAAUUUGGCGACAUUAUAUCUCUUGCAGAAUGAUAUACAGUUGGCAAAUGAGGCAUUCUCUAGAGCUCAGAGCGCCGAUCCUGAGUAUGCGCUGGCGUGGGUCGGGCAAGGCAUCAUUGCUUCGUUGACAGGUAACGAAGCAGAUGCGCAGGACUUAUUUGAGCAUGCCUUUGAGAUAGCGGACAGUUCUUCCUCACUUGUGAAACGUCGAUUUUCAACGGCAACAUUUGAUAAGGUCAUUCAGUUGCAAUACGAAUCUGGACUGGUUUCUCUGGUAGGGCCAAUAUUUGCAUUGCAAAAACUACGACAAGAGAUAUCCGAUGAGCCUAUUACGCUCCGCCUAGCGGCACUAUUUGGCGAGCGUGUUAAAGACUUUGUAUCAGCCUCAGAGAAGCUCGAGGUCGUCUGUGAAAAGGUGGAGCAAAAAUACGAGACUACAGAGUCAGAGGAGGACCUGGUUUGUUAUGCACAAGCGAAGGCAGAUCUUGCCCGGGUCAAGCUCGGCCAGGAGGACUACGAGGCAGCGGUAGAGAAUGCCACUCUUGCUUUAGAUAUCUCCGGGGAGAUAUCGAGACUAGAAGAUUGCCGGCUGUCGGCACACCUCACGGCUGGUUUGGGAUAUUACUAUUCUGGAAACAUGGAUGAGAGCUUGGAGAUGUUCAAGGCUGCGCUGAAUGAGUCUUCGGAAAACCCAGAUGUGGUCUGUUUGCUUUCUCAGGUUCUCUGGGCGAAAGGCGGGGAUGAGGAGAGGGAUGUUGCAAGGAAGCUGUUAUUUACUUGUAUCGAAAGAAACCCUGACCAUCUUCAGUCUAUAAUGCUGCUCGGAGCCAUCGGAAUUUUAGACAACAAUGAAGAUGUCUUGGAAGCCGUUAUGGAUGAUUUACAGGCUGUUCGAGGUAGAGAAGGUUUAAUCAAGGCUUCAAAGCAACAAGUUGAUAGCCUACUCACCAAGAUGGCUCAACUCCAGGAACGAGACGACGCUAUAGCAGUAGCCACAACAUCCAUCUUCAUCCAGCCAUCUCUUUCGAGCGCAUGGAACAAUCUGGCAAAGCUAACUGAUGGAAAUGAUCACGUCAUGGCGAUGGCGCUCAAGGUGGCGCAGGAAAGCAAAGCGUUAGACGCGGAAGAACUGUCAUUUGCCUAUGCUCAACAGGGUAUUAUGAGCUGUAAUCAGAGGGCAAUAAUCAUUGCUCCAUGGAAGGUCGAUGGGUGGGUUAACCUUGUGGAGGACGUUCAGGCUGCUGCCCUGCCCAGAUCAGCGGUGGAUUCUAGCUGGUAUUGA
This is a messenger RNA of Tuber melanosporum (Perigord truffle), 3762 nucleotides long. RefSeq lists its product as uncharacterized. The record is from RefSeq and is a predicted model, not a curated record. Gene Ontology annotation, molecular function: protein binding. Lineage: Eukaryota; Fungi; Ascomycota; Pezizomycetes; Pezizales; Tuberaceae. Gene Ontology annotation, cellular component: Ski complex. The transcript has 12 exons. The coding region runs from base 1 to 3762 and encodes 1253 amino acids.